ACUUGCGCCGAGCUACGGGUCCCGGGUGGAGUCAGGAGCCGUGAUGUGUCUCCUUCUGGGGGCCUCGGGCGUUGGGAAGACGCUGUUGGUGAAGAGACUGCUGAAGCUGAGCUCCGGGGAUGGGAAGGGCGAUCUGGGCGAUCCUCCCCCGACGCGGCCCACGGUGGGCACCGACCUUACUGACAUCGUGGUUCCAAGAAAGAUUACCAUCCGGGAGCUGGGGGGGUGCAUGGGCCCCAUCUGGCCCAGCUACUAUGGAAACUGCCGUUCUCUCCUGUUCAUGAUGGACGCGGCUAACCCCACUCAGCUGUCUGCCUCCUGCGUGCAACUUCUGGGUCUCCUUUCUGCGGAAGGACUAGCAGAAGCAUCGGUCUUGAUCCUCUUCAAUAAAAUCGAUGUGCCCUGUUACAUGACCGUGGAGGAGAUGAAGUCCUUGAUCAGACUCCCGGACAUCAUUGCCUGUGCCAAGCAGAGCAUCAGCACGGUGGCAGUCAGCGCUCACAAGGGCACCGGCUUGGCAGAGGUGCUGCACUGGCUCCAGGACACCCGGGGGACUGACGGCUGACAGCUGCCCCGCAGGAGGAGACCACGAUGGGCCGGCCCUGGGGAGGGCCCGAGCGCCGCCCUGCUUGGCCUGCGGUGAUCUGGAUGACCCAGCACAAGCCUAGGGGGUGGGCUUCCGGCCUGAGUUGCAGGGACGGGUAAACUGAGGAACCCUGGUUGCAGGAAGUCCUGAUAGCUGGCCUCCGAAUGGAAAGAUCGUCCCCAGGGCUGGGAGAGGACAACAGGCUUGCAGGGUGGCUGGGCGACCUGCUCCCAUCCCGGGAUGUAUUCCCUUCCCGCAGGUGUUUGGACUGCACAGCCCCACAGGGCUCUCUGUAGAGUUUCUGACGGGCUGAUGAUGUGACCCCCACUGUAUGAGGCCGUUGUCAUGGAAAGAACUGAGCCUGGAAUCAGAA
Messenger RNA from Leptonychotes weddellii (Weddell seal), 959 nucleotides. RefSeq names its product ARF like GTPase 16 (gene ARL16). The record is from RefSeq and is a predicted model, not a curated record. Lineage: Eukaryota; Metazoa; Chordata; Mammalia; Carnivora; Phocidae. Gene Ontology annotation, molecular function: GTP binding; GTPase activity.